UCACAUGUACAGCUUUGAACAACCCGUGUCCGCUGCAGUGGCCAAUUGGACUGGGAUGUUUUUAACACAAAUGUCCACUACAGUGGACAAUUGGACUGGGAUGUUUUUAACACAAAUGUCCACUACAGUGGACAAUUGGGCUGGAUAGAUUUUUAACACAAAUGUCCACUACAGUGUACUAUUAGACUAGAUUGGUUUGUAACACAAAAGUCCACUACAGUGGACAAUUGGACUGGAUAGGUUUUUAACACAAAUGUCCACUACAGUGGACUAUUGGACUGGAUUGGUUUGUAACACAAAAGUCCACUACAGUGGACUAUUGGACCGGAGAGUUUUUAAUGUAAUUGUCCUCUACAGUGGACAAUUAGACUGGAGGGUUUUUGACACCAAUGUCCACUACAGUGGACAGAUGGACUAGAGAGUUUUUAACGCAAAAGUCCACUACAGUGGACAAUUGGACUAGAGAGUUUUUAACGUAAAUGUCCACUACAGUGGACAAUUGGACUGGAGGGUUUUUAACACAAAUGUCCACUAAAGUGGACAAUUGGACUGGAUAGUUUUUAACGUAAUUGUCCUCUACAGUGGACAAUUUGACUGGAGGGUUUUUGACACCAAUGUCCACUACAGUGGAACAUUGGACUGGAUAGUUUUUUAACGCAAAUGUCCACUACAGUGGACAAUUAGUCUGGAGGGUUUUUAACACAAAUGUCCACUACAGUGGACAAUUGGACUGGAGGGUUUUUGACACCAAUGUCCACUACAGUGGACAAAUGGACUAGAGAGUUUUUAACGCAAAUGUCCACUACAGUGGACAAUUGGACUGGAUAGGUUUUAAUGCAAAUGUCCACUACAGUGGACAAUUGGACUGGAUAGUUUUUAAUGGAAAUGUCCAGUACAGUGGACAAUUGGACUGGCUGUAUUUUUAAAACAAAUGUCUACUACAGUGGACAAUUGGACCGGAGAGUUUAUAACACAAUUGUCCUCUGCAGUGGCCAAUUGGACUGGAUAGUUUUUAAUGUAAUUGUCCACGACAGUGGACUAUUGGACUGAAAGGCUUUUGACACAAAUGUCCACUAUAGUGGACAAUUGGACUGGAGGAUUUUUAACACAAAUGUCCACUGUAGUGGACAAUUGUGACAGGAUAGUUUUAACCGCGAGAGUCUACUACAGUGGACAAUUGGACUGGAUUGUUUUAACACAAAUGUCCACUACAGUGGACAAUUGGACUGGAUUGUUUUUAACACAAAUGUCCACUACAGUGGACAAUUGGACUGGAUAGGUUUUCAACACAAAUGUCCACUACAGUGGACAAUUGGACUGUAUAGGUUUUUAACACAAAUGUCCACUACAGUGGACAAUUGGACUGUAUAGGUUUUUAACACAAAUGUCCACUACAGUGGACAAUUGGACUGGAUAGUUUUUUAACGCAAAUGUCCACUACAGUGGACAAUUAGACUGGAUUGUUUUUAACACAAAUGUCCACUACAGUGGACAAUUGGACUGGAGGGUCUUUACACAAUUGUCCACUACAGUGGACAAUUGGACUGGAGGGUUUUUAACGCAAUUGUCCACUGCAUUGAACUAUUGGACUGGAUAGGUUUUUAAUGCAAAUGUCCACUAGAGUGGACAAUUGUAUUGGAUAGAUUUAAAAUAAAUGUCCACUACAGUGGCCAAUUGGACUGGAUAGUUUUUAACGCAAUUGUCCACUACAGUGGACUAUUGGACUGGAUAGUUUUAACGGCCAGCGUUCACCACAGUGGACAAUUGGACUGGAUAGGUUUUAAUGCAAAUGUCCACUACAGUGGACAAUUGGACUGGAUAGGUUUUAAUGCAAAUGUCCACUACAGUGGACCAUUGGACUGGAUAGUUUUUAACGCAAAUGUCCUCUACAGUGGACAAUUGGACUGGAUCGUUUUUAAUGCAAAUGUCCACUACAGUGGACAAUUGGACUGGAUAGGUUUUAAUGCAAAUGUCUACUACAGUGGACCAUUGGACUGGAUAGUUUUUAACGCAAAUGUCCUCUACAGUGGACAAUUGGACUGGAUAGUUUUUAAUGCAAAUAUCCACUACAGUGGACAAUUGGACUGGAUAGGUUUUAAUGCAAAUGUCCACCACAGUGGACCAUUGGACUGGAUAGUUUUAAUGGCCAGAGUCCACUACAGUGGACAAUUAGACUGGAUAGUUUUAACGGCCAGAGUCCACUACAGUGGACAAUUGGACUGGAGAGUUUUUAACGCAUAUGUCCACUGUAGAGGACACUUGUUUAUUAAGAAGACACAAGGACCUGUCCUAAGUAUUAUAGUUUUUAUGUUAUUAAAGUUGUUAACAUACCCACAUUAGUCCAAAAUGUUUGUGCUACGUUUGUGCUGCAAACAUUUUUUGUCCAACUAUUAUAGUUUUUAUAUUAUUAAGGUUGUAUGGUUUUCUUGUUAUUAAUAUGCUCAACAUUUUCUGUCUAUUAUAUAUUUUUUUGUUAAAAACAUGUUUUUAAUUAUCCAAUUUUUUUGUUGUCUAUUAUAGUUUUCAUUUAACCUUGUCAAAUUAUCCCCAAAAUUGUCCCAAUUAUUUUGUGCUACAUUUCCACUGCCAAAUGUUUGGUGUAACUAUUAUAGUUUUUAUCUUAUUAACCUUUUAUGAUUCAUAACCAGCUCCAUAAAAGGUUAAUAACAUAAAAACUAUAAUAGUUAGACUCAAAAAAUUGCAGCACAAAUGAAUGGUGACAAGUUUAGGGCGGUUCUGACAAGGUGGGGGGUCCAAGUUCACACAGGUGACACAAGGUCACCGCUUGUGUUGUCUCUUUUUUGUUUGUUUUUUACAGGUGGUGGCAUCGGGGAUUGUUGGCAUUAUUUCGUGGAGAAGACCUUUAACAUUGGUGGUGUCUCUGUUCAUGCUGCUGUCCGCAGUGUGCGUGAUCCUCAGCCUGGCAGGCUCCAUGUUGUCCUGUCAGAACGCGCAGAUGGUCAAGUCCAUGCUCACCUGCCAGGCGGAAAACGGCCGCUGCGUGUGCUGCGCGCCCACCGAGUCCUGCUCCAGCAAAGAAGACGGAACCCUGGUACUGAACCUCAACUCCGACUGCCACUCAGUUCGACACCAACUAAAGGACUUGUUGUUUAGCGCAUGCGGUCUCAGCAUCCUUUCCACCAUCAUCUGUACUCUGUCCACGGUCACCUGCAGCAUCCACAUCUUCUCCUUGGACCUGGUGCACCUGUUGGCGCCGCAUCGCUCUCGCUCCGUCAACCCAGAAUGCACCACGCCUCAGGACGCUUUCCUGACCAACAUCAUGGACUUCGAGGAGUUUGUGCCACCUAUUCCUCCGCCUCCUUAUUAUCCUCCGGAGUACACCUGCAGCUCCGAGACAGACGCUCAGAGUAUCACUUACAACGGCUCCAUGGAGAGCCCAGUUCCUCUGUACCCGACUGACUGUCCUCCUCCGUACGAGGCUGUGAUGGGACAAAGGGCCGCCAGCCAGGUGACAAUGUUUGACCACCACGGCGCUGAGCUAUCUGGAGAAAGGGGAACGUCCACAGCGUUCAGUGGAGAAGUCUCGAUGGAUAGUGGAUCUUUGCUAAUGUCGGAGAUCGUGGACAUCCCAGAUGAUUCGUCCCCGUCCGAGGACUCGUGUCUGCUGGAGGUGGGGCUGAGAAACCAGGGAGGCAGAACCAGCAGGGCGGCCAGCGAGCUGAGCGACGGGGGAGAGGGAGGCGGGGAGCGCCUCAGCCUGCGCUGUCCCCGCUCUCAGACGCCAGAGAGCCCUUUGGCCGGGGGACCCAGAGCCCGGCGCUUUCUCAGAGGCGAGAGGUCCAACUCUUGCUCUUCGCCGAGCACUGCGACCCCCACGUACAGGUCUCCGGUGUUACGGCGCCAGGCCACGUUGGCUCGAAGCUGUUCCCAGCUGGAAGCGAUAGGGGGCUCCACCUCACAACCGCGCUGCUCCAUCCCAGACAUUCGGGUUCGACCCUCCACUCCUUUGCGCCAAGUCGCUGCCCGUGACCCGUCCGCUCCCUGCGGGGGUCAGAAUAGCGGGCCGCCGGCACAACGUUUGCCCUUGUACCUGCGACGACGAGCUGCGAGGAACGAUGGCAGAAGCCUUGUAAGGUCACACAGCGAACCCGACCUCAGUUCCUCUCACACAGCUGACUUUGUCUUUGGAUGCAGUAAGGCUUACCCAGAUACAGGUCCAUACACUGAGGCGUCUCUGUUGCCUUGCACGCCCUCGCCGCCUGCUGACGCUUUGCCAAGAAAAGACGGCAUGAACUCCACAGCUACGAGCGUGCAGGUUCCCUUUAAAGUGCCGCCCGUGUCCCCGCUGCGUUUACCCAAAGAAUGCCACCGUUCUCUUGGAGACCUCAAGGUGACUCGAGUCCUGGUGGCUCGCUUUCUGCAGCGCUCCAAGCGCAACCUGGCGCCCUCUUCUGAGCUCACUGGGAGCGCGGGGCAGGUGCCUAAAAGACGGGGAGGGUCCGAGGGCGCCGCCACCACCCAUCUGCCUAUGGAGGUGUGGCGGACGCCUUGGAGCGUCAGCCGAGGACCGGCCAACAACCAGCACCUUCAUCCCCGCGCUCACCGCCACUCCCACAGCGACGGCCGACACGGCGUGCGUGCCCCAGAAGGGAUGCACCUGCGCAGCUGUGGGGAUUUAAGCUCCUCCUCCUCGCUAUCUUUACGUCGGCUGGUGUCGCCGCACCUGCUGCGUGGCUCAUCGGGAGUGCUCUACUCGGAGUCUGCGCUUUGAGAAGGGUUGGCGGCGUUGGGAUACUAUCAGUUCUGGUAUGGUCUUGCAGUGCUGUUCUGGAGUGAAAUUACCGCCUAAACUCCACAAACACACAAAAAAGUUUUUACCCACGCCCAAUGAGUUGCAAGUUAAAAAAAAAAUACAUUUUU
Molecule: messenger RNA, 4881 nt
Organism: Nerophis lumbriciformis (worm pipefish)
Lineage: Eukaryota; Metazoa; Chordata; Actinopteri; Syngnathiformes; Syngnathidae
Gene: entrep3
Product: family with sequence similarity 189 member B
Cellular component (GO): membrane
Source: RefSeq, a predicted model, not a curated record